CUGACCUUAAAACCUCCUCUCGCAUCCAAUCCAACCGCGAAUGAGAAACUGCAGCAACAGACGUCUGAGCUGGGCGAGGCGCUGCUGCGUCUUCUCCCUCCAGGCUAUUCUUAGGCUCCCUCCCCGACCCGGCGUCGCUACCCCUCACCGCAUUUCCUCCCCGCCACCUCCUCCCUCCCUCCCAUUUCUUCACCCAUGCACACGCGGUGCGCGUAGCUUCGCCCUCGCCUCCUCCGGUCCUCCCACGACGACGCGCCCGGUCGUGCGUGCGUGCAUGCUGCGCGCGGCCACAGCCCCGACGACGCCGACAAGCCGACCACCGCGCGCGUGAACGACCGACCAGCCUCGCCGGACGACGAGCUCGGCUCGGCCGCGCGCUUCCCCAUGGCGCGGCCGCGGCCGCCCGGCCACAUCCGCGCCGCCCUCGAAGUCGCCGUCGCCGUCGCAUUCGCCGCGGCCGCCCUCCUGUCGCCGCGCCCCGCCGCGGCCCAGGGCACGGAGGCCGACGUGCUGAUCGCGUUCCGGAACACGCUGCGCGGGCCGGACGGCGCGCCCCCGGGCCCGCUGCGGAGCUGGGGCACGCCGGGCCCGUGCCAGGGCAACACCUCGUCGUGGUACGGCGUGUCGUGCCACGGCAACGGCAGCGUGCAGGGCCUGCAGCUGGAGCGGCUCGGCCUGGCCGGCGCCGCGCCCGACCUGGCCGCGCUCGCCGUGCUCCCGGGCCUCCGCGCGCUCAGCCUCUCCGACAACGCGCUCACCGGCGCGUUCCCCAACGUGUCCGCGCUCGGCGUGCUCAAGAUGCUCUACCUGUCGCGGAACCGCCUCUCCGGCGUCAUCCCGGAGGGCACCUUCCGGCCCAUGCGCGGCCUCCGCAAGCUGCACCUCGCCUUCAACGAGUUCUCCGGCCCCGUGCCGGGAUCCAUCACCUCGCCGCGGCUGCUGGAGCUCUCGCUCGCCAACAACCGCUUCGAAGGCUGCCUGCCGGACUUCUCCCAGCCGGAGCUCCGGUUCGUCGACGUCUCCAACAACAACCUCUCCGGCCCGAUCCCGGCAGGGCUCAGCCGCUUCAAUUCGAGCAUGUUCGCAGGCAACAAGUUCCUGUGCGGCAAACCGCUGGACGCCGAGUGCGACGGCUUGGGGGUGCCGAGAUCCGGCAUGCCGACCAUGAUGAAGAUCGCCAUCGCGCUCAUCGUCCUCGGCCUGCUCCUCUGCGCCAUCGGCAUCGCCACGGGCGUCCUCGGCCGCCGGCGGAGGAAGCCGAGGCGCCCGGCCGCCGAGUCUCUCGGCAGCGGCGACCAGACGCCCUCCAACCCGAAGCUCAACACCGCGCCGGCCGUCAACAUCGAGAACGCCGCCAGCACGAGCCAGCCGCGCGCCGCGGCCGCGGCCGGGGGCGCCGCCGCGGCGAGGCGGCAGCGGCGGGACGAGCACGGGCGGCUGGUGUUCAUCCAGGAGGGCCGCACCCGGUUCGAGAUCGAGGACCUGCUCCGGGCGUCGGCCGAGGUGCUGGGCAGCGGCACCUUCGGGUCCUCGUACAAGGCGACGCUCUGCGAGGGCCCCGCCGUGGUGGUGAAGCGGUUCAAGGACAUGAACGGCGUCGGCCGGGAGGACUUCUCCGAGCACAUGCGCCGCCUCGGCCGCCUCGCCCACCCCAACCUCCUCCCCCUCGUCGCCUACCUCUACAAGAAGGAGGAGAAGCUCCUCGUCACCGACUACAUCGUCAAUGGCAGCCUCGCCCAACUCCUCCAUGGUAACCGAGGGUCGUUGUUGGAUUGGGGGAAGCGUCUGCGGAUCAUCAAGGGCGCGGCGCGGGGGCUGGCGCACCUCUACGACGAGCUGCCGAUGCUGAAGGUGCCGCACGGGCACCUCAAGUCGUCCAACGUGCUGCUCGACGAGACGUUCGAGGCGGUGCUGUCGGACUACGCGCUGGUGCCGGUGGUGACGUCGCACAUCGCGGCGCAGGUGAUGGUGGCGUACAAGGCGCCCGAGUGCGUCGCGCCGCAGGGGAAGCCGUCCAAGAAGAGCGACGUUUGGAGCCUGGGCAUCCUCAUCCUCGAGGUGCUCACCGGCAAGUUCCCGGCGAACUACCUCCAGAAGGGACGGCAGGGCGGCGGCGACCUCGCCAGCUGGGUGCAGUCCGUCGUCGCGGAGGAGCGCACCGGCGAGGUGUUCGACAAGGACAUCACGGGGGCCCGGGGCUGCGAGGCCGACAUGGUCAAGCUGCUCCAGGUCGGCCUGGGCUGCUGCGACGCCGACGUCGACCGGAGGUGGGAGCUCAAGACGGUCAUCGCGCGCAUCGACGAGAUCCGGGAGCCCGAGCCCGCCGCCGCCGCCGACUCGACGUCGUCGUCAUCCUAGGCGAGGCGAGCACCACCGCUCCUGAUCGCAUCGUCACAUGCACCCGCGUAACUAACCAAGAAAAUCCCAGUGAUCGAUCAGCGCUAGCUGUGCAUGUAUGCACGAGAUGAAACAGAGACGAGGAUUUGCAUGGCGAUUGGCAAGCAUGGCUGGAUUCAUGGUUCGCCAACUAAAUUUGGAUGCGUUGAUCGACUGAUCGAUUUGAUGAUGAACAAGUACAGUUGAGAUGGGAUAGAUCAUGGUGAUGCGGUUUCUGAUAUGGUUCUCAUGGGGAAUUUCGAGCGUGUAAAUUGGCUUAGCUUAAU
Messenger RNA from Panicum virgatum (switchgrass), 2663 nucleotides. Its product is annotated as pollen receptor-like kinase 5. Gene Ontology annotation, molecular function: protein binding; protein kinase activity; ATP binding. The coding region runs from base 385 to 2358 and encodes 657 amino acids. The transcript has 3 exons. The record is from RefSeq and is a predicted model, not a curated record. Lineage: Eukaryota; Viridiplantae; Streptophyta; Magnoliopsida; Poales; Poaceae. Gene Ontology annotation, biological process: protein phosphorylation.